AUGUAUAUAUAUCCAAGUACUGUCAACCUCCAGUAUUCACAAAAUAAAAAUAUAAAAAAAGAAAUUCACUUUUCUUCUCAUAUAAUAUGGAUAAUCAAACGGGUAAAUCUAACCUUACGUUUUAUAAAAAAAAUAAAAGUAAUGAUAGUGAAACUACAUAUAAAUGUGAAGAAAAAAAAAAUAAAAAAUAAAGUGGUAGAAACACAUAAAAAUUCUUUUAAUUUUAAGGAAGAAAAUGUAAAUAUAAAUGUAAAUGUAAACAAUAAUUAUUUUCUUAAUUCUAUAAAUAAUGUAGAAAAUAAUUUCAAUAUAAUGAAUAAAAAAUGUUCUAAUUCAAUUGGGGGAGCUACUGUUCUCACAAAUUCCUCGGAAUUACAUGCAAAUGAUCAGGCAGAUCAUAUAGAAACAGAAUCUAAAAUAAUGGGACAUAAAAAAAAGAAAGUUAAUCAAAUGGUUAAGGUGAAGAUGAAGCAAGAACCUAAGGAUGAACAAGACAACAUCACUGAUAAAAAUAAGAAGAAAAAUAAUACAAAUGAAAUGGAAAACACUGAUUAUAAUAAUAUUCAUAUUAGUAAUAAUAAUGAUUAUUCUUCAUAUUAUUAUAAUAGUGAUGUCGAUGUAGAAUCUAUAAUGGAUACACAAGAAAACAACAAAAACAAAAAUAUGAAAAAUAAUAAAAACUCAACAGAAAAUAACAACAACAAUGUCAUGUCAAAAGAUAUUAAAAUAAGAAAAAGCAAUAUUAUAGAAUUGAAUAAAUUAUUAAAAGAAAAUCUAAGAAUAGAACAGAAUUUAGAAAAACAAGAAAAAUGUAAAAUAGACCAAGGUGAUGAAUAUGCUGAGGAGGAAGAAAAUAAUUAUGAAGAAAAAAAAGAUGAUCAACAAACAGUAAAAGAAAUAUCAAAUAGCCAAAAUAUGGGAAAAGACGAAGAAAAUUCAAAAAAAAAAAAAAACAAACAAAAAGAAAAAUAUAACGAAUACAAAGAUGUUAAUGAUAAGGAACUAAGUAUGGAACAAAAAAAUAAUCAAAAUGAUAUUAAUGAACAGUAUGAAGAAUUAGCAAAGGAUACUAAGAAAGAAAAAGGAAAAAAAAAAAAUAAAGAUAACACAGAUAAUAAAAAUAUAAAAGAUAAUAAAAAUAUAAAAGAUAAUAAAAAUAACAACGAUAAUAAAAAUAACAAUGAUAAUAAAAAUAACAAUGAUAAUAAAAAUAACAAUGAUAAUAAAAAUAACAAUGAUAAUAAAAAUAACAAUGAUAAUAAAGAUAACAACGAAAAAGAUAAAAAUAAUAUUACUACAAUAGAAAAAAAUGCAUCGAAAGGAAAAAAAACAAAAAAUAAAAAAACUAACCAAAAUAAAAAAAAUGACAUAUGUGAAAAUAAAGAAAUUAAAAAUAUAAAUUAUAUAUCGGAACAAAAUAUAAAUGAAAAUCAUCUUUCAUUAAAGGAAAAAAAUGUGCAAGAUAAAAAAGGUGAAUAUAAUAAUAAUACCAUAGAGGCGGACAACAACAAUAAUAAUAUUAAUUAUUAUAAUAAAAAUAUUACAAAGAAUAUUAUAAAUAAUGAUAUGAAACAUUUUGUCAAUAAAAAUUAUAUGGAACAUAAUUAUGUUCACAAUAAUGCAUAUAUAUAUAAUAAUAAUAAUAAUAUUAAUUAUUAUAAUAAUAAUGUUCCUUAUAAUUAUGAUAAUAGCAUCUUUACAUGUGAUAUGCAUGAUGAUCAAAAGAAUUAUAAAGACGAAUUGAAAAAUGAAAUAUUGAAAAACGAAAUAUUGAAAAAUGAAAUAUUGAAAAAUGAAAUAUUGAAAACAAAUAACAAAUUUGUUGUAAAUAAUAGUAAUUUUAAUAAAAAUAUAAAUAACCUAAAACUUUUGAAAGAUUAUAAUUUCAAUGACAUAGUUAAUAAUUUAGAACAAUAUAAAAGUAUGAAUAAACACGUAACAAAUGAUAAUAAUAAUAAUAAUAAUAGGAUACAUAAUCCUUAUUUUAAUUAUAAUGAUGAUAAUAAAAAUAUAAAUGAUGAUAUAGAAAAUAAUCAGGAAAACAAUAGUGUUAAUAAUAAUCUUUUUAAUUAUAACAAUCAUAUGUAUAAAAAAUUUGUGUGUAAUCCAUAUGUCGAAAAUGUUUCUAAUGUAUCUGUAACAAAUGAUCAAAAGAAUGAUUUCUAUAAUCCUUAUGGGAAUAUCUGUUCUUAUAAUUAUAAUAUAAAUAAAAAUAUAUUGAAUAAUAAUAAAGUAACUAAUAAUAAUAGUCUUAAUUCUAAUAAUGUCAAUAUUACGAAUAGUAUAAAUACCAUGGGUGCUAACGAUGAAAAUUAUAUAUUGAAUAGAAAUUAUAAUAAUAUAUUGAACAACAAUAAUAUGAAUGUUAAUAAUAUACCUAGUGAAAAUAAUAAUAUAGGACAAAAUAAUAAAACCAAUAAUAAUAUGAAUAUUCAAAAUAGCAUAUCAAAAGAAAAUUUACAUAAUAUUAUGGAUAGUACUACUCAUACACAUUCUAAUUCCUUAUGUAAUUCUCAUUAUAUGAAUAAUACUUUAAUAUAUGAUACAAACAAUAUUAUGCGUAAUGAUAAAAUAUCUAAUAUGAAUAAGGAUAUGCUUAAUGAGAAUGUAGAUGUAUAUUCAUAUGGAUAUAUGGAUAACAAUAUGCCUGUUAAUGUUGUAUAUAAUAAUUUUAACGACACCAAUACAUAUUUCACAAAUAAUAAUAAUAAUAAUGAUAAUAAUAAUGAAUGUAAUAUUAAUAUACAAAAGGGUGACACCAAAAUUGAUAAUGAUCAAAAGGGGGGUAAUACUACUACGAAUAAUAAUAGUAAUAAUAAUAAUAAUAAUAAUAAUAGUAAUAAUAGUGAUGAUAAACAAACUAAUGUUACACAUAAAAAUCUUUUAAAUAACAUUGAUCUAAAUAAGAAUGAUAAAAAUUUAUUAAUACUCGAAAAAAAUAAAAAAAAAACCUCAAAUAAUAAAAAAAUGAUAAGUGAAAAAGACUCCCAAAAUAAUAAUUCUAACAGCACAAUAAAAAAUACACAGCAUAUAGAAGAUGGUGAUAAUAAAUUAAAAAGUGAAGGGUUAGAAAACAAACAAGAAGAAAGCAACAAGGAAGAUACUACUAAAAAGAUAAUUAUUAAGAAGAAAUUAGAUAAUGACAAUAAUAAUAAUAAUGAUAAUAAUAAUAAUAAUAAUAAUAAUAAUCAAAAUGAUAAUAAUAAUGUUGAUAAAACAUUAAAUGAGAAAAACAAUUCAAUAACAUCCACUGGUGUAAUAGAAAAAAUUCAAUUAAAUAAAAAUUCUUUAUACACAUCCACAAACAAAUGUGAGAAGAAAGAUGACAUUAAAAAUAUAAAACUAAAUAACAGUUGUAACAAUAAAAUGAAUGAAUUAUUAGAAAAGAGAAGAAAUAAAAAUAAAUAUUUAGCCGAAAUUAUAAGAUGUGAACUUAUAUGGGGACCAACAAAAAAUAAAGAACCAAUAACACCAGUAGAAAGUUGUGAAUUACAUCCAGUUGUUAUUAUAAAAGAUCAAUAUGGACAUUUAUAUGAUGAUGAUGAAGAUAAUGAAAAUAAUCCUAUAGGUAAAACAGUAAAUAUUUUCUAUAGAUGGAGUAGAGGACCACCUAGAACAGUAUGUUUUUUUCAUCCACAAAAAAUUGCAUGUUUACAAUGUACUGUAACAUUUAGAUGUUUUUGUUCCUAUGAAUGUUUUAUGAAAGGUUUUGAUCAUCUACAUAAAUAUUAUAAAAGUAAUGGAUCUAUUAAUAUUCCAUCACAUCCUAAUUUGCAUACAUAUGGUGUACCUUGUUCACCUUUUGAUUGGGAUAAUUAUGAAAAGAAUAUCGAAUUUGAUGAAAAACAUUAUAAUUCUUUGAUACAAUCAGGAUUAUUGAAUGAGCCAAAUAAAGAAAAAUGGGAAAUUAUAAAUAAUGAAAGAAAUUAUAUUCCUUGUCAAAAAGAUAUUGGACAUCAAAUUAUGUUAGAAACUAUGAUACUUGAUAAAAAUAGCGUCUCAUCUGGAAAUAUAAGUGAUUCAAAUAUAACUCCCUUUGAUCAAGAACAAAAUGAAUUAAAUGAUACUAGUGAAUAUGAAACUUCAUCUGAAGAAGAUGAUGCUUCACAAAUUAAUCAAAAUAAAAUGUCAUAUGUCAAAUAUUCAGAUGUUCAACAAAAUGAAAUUAACUUAAUGAAUAAUCAAAUUCUUUUAAGUAGUUUUAAUGAAUCUGUAGAUUUUAAUAAUUAUAAAAAUAUAUAUCUAUUCAAAAAUAAUAACAACAGUAAUAAUAAUAAUAUUGGAACUCAUAAUGUGAAUAAUAUGAACAUGACCCAUAUGAGCAAUUCAACAACAAAUUUUUAUAACUUGUAUGAUAUGGACAAUAAUAAUAAUAAUAAUAAUAAUAAUAAUAUUAAUAAUAAUAAUAUUAAUAAUAAUAAUAAUGUUGCAUGUCUGCAGGUUCAAAAUGGCGAAACGGAUUAUAUGGCCAUAAAUAAUACAUAUAAUGCUGUAACUAUCGGUAUGAAUAAUAAAGCAAAUAAUUUGAAUAAUAUAAAUAGUGUGAAUAAUAUAAAUAGUGUGAAUAAUAAUAACCUGAAUAGUCAUUCCCAAUCAGUGGAUAUAAAAAACUGUGAAGGAGGAACCAUAUAUUUUCAUGAAAAUAAUCUUGAUUAUUCUCAUAACAGUUACAAAUACAGUACGAAUAAUAUUACCAAGCUUGUUGAUAAAAGGAUGAACAAUUAUGAAAUGACAUAUAUGAAUACAACACAAGGAAAAAUAGAUAAUACCCACAACAAUAAUAAUAAUAAUAUUAAUAAUAUAAAUGGAAGUAUUAUGAAUAAUAAUCAUUCAGCCUCUUUGGGAACAUCAAAUAAUGUAGGAAACACAAAUGAUAAAUAUAUAAAUAAUUUUAGUUAUCCAAUAGAUAAUAAUCAUAUAUAUAUAAAUAAUCAAAUGAAUUAUAUCAACAAUAUGAAUGUUCCAUCAUCUCAACAAAAAAUAUAUAAUGAUAUAAGUAUAGAAUCGAAUAAAGAUUUAAAUACUAGUUCAAACAAUCUGCUUACUACUCCAUAUACAAACAAUAUGUUAGAUGGAAUAAAUAUUCAAAGUACUACUAAUGACACAAGAACAAUGAAUACAAAAAUGAUAUUAACGAAUCCCUUAAUAAAUGUAGAUAAUAACAAAAUUGGUUAUAAGAAUAUGUUAAAUAAUAAAUACCCUAAUAUAUCAUCAUUAAGUAUUAAUCAAAAUAAUUAUAUGAAUGAUACUCAUAUGAAUGAUCAUAAGACAAAUAGUAUUUUACCCGUACAAGAAAAUAAUUUUUUAGUUAAAGCAAAGAAAAAAAAAAAAAAAAAAGAUGACAAAAUGAAUAAUAAAAAAAAGAAAAAGAAAAUAUACGUUUUAGAUGAUAAAGUAUGGAAUAGUAUAAAAGAUCCAAAUAUAUAUCAUAAAAUAAUAACAGGUUGUUGUAUACCCAAUAUAACUGUUUUUCCGAAUUAUAAUAUAACAUCUUUUAAAAAUUAUAAUCAUACUAAUCCACAAAAUCAAUUUACUAUUAUGACAUGGAAUGUGUUAGCAGAAAUAUAUGGAACCAUAGAGGCGUUUCCUCAUUGUGAUCCUUAUAUGUUAGCAUGGUCCUAUAGAAAAACAAAAAUAAUUCAGGAGAUAUUAAAUAAUAGUCCGGAUAUAGUAUGUUUGCAGGAAAUUCAAAAUGAACACUUUUUGGACUUCUUCAAGCCGUCGCUUGGACAAUUCGGAUAUGAAGGUGUUUACAAACAAAAAACGAAAGAAAUCUUUACCUCCCCUUCAGGUAAAAGAAGAGGAGGGAAAUAUACUAUAGAUGGAUGUGCAAUAUUUUAUAAUAAGAAGAAAUUAAAAUUUGUUGAAACAUAUGCAUUAGAAUUUAGUAAAUUAAUAAAAGAAGCUUCUGUUUUAACCUUACCAAAAGAAAUUCAAAAAAAUCCUUCGUUAGUUAAGAGAUUAUUAAAAGAUAAUGUAGCAUUAGUUAUAUUGUUAGAAUGUACUCAACAAUAUUCUAAAAUAUAUGAUAAAUCAGAAGAUAAAAAAAAUAAGAAAUUACUUAUAGUUGCUAAUACACAUAUUGUUGCAAAUCCUGAAGCUAAUUAUGUAAAAAUAUGGCAAACUCAAAUAUUAGUUAAAGUAAUAGAAUAUUUGAAAAUAAAUUUUAUUAAGAAAUAUGAAACAAUACCUAGUUUAAUAAUUUGUGGAGAUUUUAAUAGUACUCCUUCAAGUGCUGUCUAUCAAUUAAUUUAUAAAAAAACAUGCAGUAGAACACAUGAAGAUUUUAAUUCAGAUAAAUAUAAUUUAUUAACAGAUUUAAAAUUAGGUCAUAAUUUAAAUCUAAAAUCAGCAUAUGCUAUAUCCAAAUUAUUAUCACAAAAAUUAAAUCCUCAAGAAUAUAAUAAUUUAGAGUUAUAUGAACCUUUAUUUACUAAUUAUACAAGUAAUUUUAUUGGAUGUUUAGAUUAUAUAUUUUAUAAUGAUGAAAAUCUUAAUAUUAUAUCAACUGUAAAUGUAGCAGAUGAAAAUCAAUUAAUACAAGAAGCACAAAUAUAUCAACUAUCCAAUUGUGCUUUACCAAGUCCUAUAAGACCAUCUGACCAUUUACCAUUAAUAGCAAAAUUUGAGUUCAAAAUGUUUUGA
Molecule: messenger RNA, 6645 nt
Organism: Plasmodium adleri (nom. inval.)
Lineage: Eukaryota; Apicomplexa; Aconoidasida; Haemosporida; Plasmodiidae
Product: carbon catabolite repressor protein 4, putative
Exons: 3
Coding region: 1-6645 (2214 amino acids)
Biological process (GO): nuclear-transcribed mRNA poly(A) tail shortening
Cellular component (GO): CCR4-NOT complex; cytoplasm; nucleus
Molecular function (GO): poly(A)-specific ribonuclease activity
Source: RefSeq, a predicted model, not a curated record